AAUUCUUCAUCAAACAUCUACCAAGACAUUUAUAAUGGAUUACGAAAGUCUUGCUACGCCAGAGUCAUGCUAUGUCGACUUCUGCCUUCUUCCCCUCGGAACAGGGAGUGUUUCCGUUGCAGAGGAUAUCGCCGAGGUGCAAAAGGUCCUCAAGGCGAGUGGAUUGAAGUAUACCCUUCACUCUGCCGGUACCACAGUCGAGGGCUCUUGGGAUGAAGUUAUGGCGGCUGUAGGAAAGGCUCAUGCUGCUGUACACAAGCGUGGCGUAGUGAGGAUUCAGUCGUCCAUGAGAGUCGGUAGCCGAACGGACAAGAAGCAGACGGCUGAGGAAAAGGUCAAGAGGGUGGAAAACAUUCUGGCCAGCGAGUCCAAGCAGUAGAUAAAGGAAUGACUUUGCUAUUAUAUUUAUACCAGAAAACACACAGUAAAAACAUAACUCCUUCAGCCGAAGGAGCAAGAGAAAGGUCUGGGAGGGAGUCGGACCCUCACUGGAGGAAUCAGAAUCCGUAGUCAUAACAGAGCCCAAUACAAACCUCAUGCCUUACUCUGUAACUGGCCAUGAGAAUGCAUCAGAUGUAGUCCAUGCAGUAAGUUUAUUCUCAUACCUACAAAUGCGUGGUGAGACCUGCUUAGAAGUUGGGUUUCACAUCUUUGACACAUAUAACCAAGAUACCAUCUUUAACUGACAUCCCGUCCUACCUCCAACAUAGCUCCUUUCUUCUAUAAAAGUAUGAUAUGGUUCUUAGGAGAUGAGAGUUUUAUUAGAUGUAUCUUUUCUUGUCCUUGACUCAGUUAUGACAGC
Molecule: messenger RNA, 802 nt
Organism: Fusarium graminearum PH-1
Lineage: Eukaryota; Fungi; Ascomycota; Sordariomycetes; Hypocreales; Nectriaceae
Exons: 4
Coding region: 35-379 (114 amino acids)
Cellular component (GO): cytosol
Source: RefSeq, a predicted model, not a curated record